ACCCUCGUUCACUCGGGGCUAGCCGGCUCCCAGUCACCCUCCUUCACUCGGGGCUAGCCGCGUGGCCAUGGCUCUGAGUGUGUCUGCUUAACGAGUUUAACGAUCGUGCUGUGCAGUUUUUGGUUGUCCCGAUAAAUUCGAUAAAACGCCUCCUCGUUCGAGACAUUCCUCGUCAUGCGAAGACCCCGGUCCCACCGGAACGUCGGACAGGCCGAUGAGCAAACUCCUCCUUCGUAGCCCCGCACGUGAAGACAAACAGGUCCGCAGUGGUGGCGCAGUCGCGGCCACGCGACUCGAAGCACGGCCCGGAGCGGAGCCCGCGGUGAGCGCCGCGCUCCUUCGUCGGAUGAGGAAAUCGCGAAACGAGGACCAACUCCCUCGCGAAGCCCUCCUCGACGUGCCCCGCGGGACUCGACGUUUCGCAGCGAGCUCUCGGACACAUUGCUCCGUCGUGCCAUUGAACAAGCACGGGAACUGCUGCGUGAUGCGCGUGGCUCCACCUCGGGGUUAGUGCUGCUUAUCGCAGUCUCCCAGGCGCCGCCCUCUGCACGGGAACCGCCCUGCUUCCUGAUACCCCUGCUGCCACAGCCGCCGGCUGCUGCUGUCGACCCUGCUGCCCCUGCCCACCCUGCUGCCUCUGCUGCCUCUGCUGCUGCCCCUGCGGCCUCUGCUGCCCCCGUCCCAUCCGCGAUGUGGUCCCUCGGUGGCCCCGGCAUGGCGCUGCUGGCCGCGGCCGCGACGCUGACGGUGGCGGCCGCCGCGUGGAGAGCGGCGAGGAGGAGGCGCGGCCCUCCGGGACAGACUCAAGAUGAGGACGACCAGAGCAGCAAAUCACCAAAAGACAGCAAGUACAGCCCUGCAUCGGACCAGCGACAGGACAGCCAACCCACGCUGGACAGCAGUCCAGUAGUCCAAGCAUCGUCCAGCAAAGCAGCGCUGAAGAGGAGACCACUCAACCAUGCAGGCGGGAGCCACUCUGCAGCGCAGGGCGACUUAUUAACCCAACGAGCGGGUGGCAGCUUGUUAAACCAAACCGGAGAGAACAAAACAUCCAUGGAACGCAGAGCAGAAAACCUCGCGGAGACCGAGUCGAAGCCGGAAUGCGGCGGUGCUGACUGGCGAAGGCAGAGAGGGUCAUUGGGGGCGGAGAGCGGCAAGGAGUGGCAGUUACCGCAGAGUAAUGAAGUGCCACGGGGCGACCACACGACUCAGCAGCUGCCGGUCAGCAGAAUAUUGCCACCGAGACACAGCGCAGAGGAGCUGGAGAACAGCAGCUCAGAGCAGCUGAAGAACAUCAGUUCUGAACAGCUGGAGAACAGCAUCUCGGAACAGCUGGAGAACAGCAUCUCGGAACAGCUGGAGAAUAGCAGUUCUGAACAGCUGAAGAACAUCAGUUCUGAACAGCUGGAGAACAGCAGCUCGGAACAGCUGGAGAACAGUAGCUCAGAGCAGCUGGAGAACAGCAGUUCUGAACAGCUGGAGAACAGCAGCUCAGAGCAGCUGAAGAACAGCAUCUCGGAACAGCUGAAGAACAGCAGCUCGGAACAGCUGGAGAACAGCAGCUCAAAGCAGCUGGAGAACAGCAGUUCUGAACAGCUGGAGAAUAGCAGUUCUGAACAGCUGGAGAACAUCAGUACUGAACAGCUGGAGAACAUCAGUUCUGAACAGCUGGAGAACAGCAGCUCAGAACAGCUGGAGAAUAGCAGUUCUGAACAGCUGGAGAACAUCAGUUUUGAACAGCUGAAGAACAGCAUCUCGGAACAACUGGAGAAUAGCAGUUCUGAACAGCUGGAGAACAGCAGUUCUGAACAGCUGAAGAACAGCAGUUCUGAACAGCUGGAGAACAGCAGCUUGGAACAGCUGAAGAACAGCAGCUCGGAACAGCUGAAGAACAGCAGCUUGGAACAGCUGAAGAACAUCAGUUCUAAACAGCUGGAGAACAGCAGCUCGGAACACCUGGAGAACAGCAGUUCUGAACAGCUGGAGAACUGCAGCAUAGAGCAGUUAGAAAACAGCAGUACAGAGCAGCUGGAGCAGAGCAGCUCAGAACAGCUUGAGCAGAGCAGCACAGAACAGCUAGAGAACAGCAGCACGGAACAGUUUGAGCAGAGCAGCUCGGAGCAGCUUGAGCAGAACAGCACAGAACAGCACAACAGCAUGGAACAGCUUGAGCAGAGCAGCUCGGACCAGCUUGAGCAGAACAGCACAGAACAGCUUGAGCAGAGCAGUACAGAACAGCAGAGCAGCACGAAACAUCUAGAGAACAGCAGCUCGGAACAGCUAGAGAACAGCAGCACAGAACAGCUUGAGCAGAGCAGCACAGAACAGCUUGAGCAGAAAAGCACAGAACACAUAGAGAACAGCAGCACAGAACAGCUUGAGCACAGCAGCUCAGAACAGUUUGAGCAGAGCAGCACAGAACAGCUUGAGCAGAAAAGCACAGAACACAUAGAGAACAGCAGCACGGAACAGCUAGAGCAGAGCAGCUCGGAGCAGCUUGAGCAGAGCAGCACAGAACAGCAGAGCAGCUCAGAACAGCAGAGCAGCACGAAACAUCUAGAGAACAGCAGCUCGGAACAGCUAGAGAACAGCAGCUCGGAACAGCUAGAGAACAGCAGCACAGAACAGCAGAGCAGCACGGAACAGCUUGAGCAGAGCAGCUCAGAACAGUUUGAGCAGAACAGCUCAGAACAGCACAGUGGCACGGAACAGCUAGAGAACAGCAGCACAGAACAUCAGAGCAGCACGGAACAGCUAGAGAACAGUGUAGAACAGUUGGCGAGCAGUGCAACAAUAAUGGAGGGUCGCACAACAACAGAUCCAUUAACGCAGCACAGCGGUGCAGUUGUGGAGCUUCAAGCAGAGCAGCGAGAGCAGAGCGAAACGCCACUGGACUGCACCGGGGACCUGCUACAGGAGGGGAGGACGGGGCGCGUGGUGGAGGGGCCGCAGGUCCGCACCGAGGCACAGACCGCCGAGAGCGCCGAGCCCACGGGCGACGGGGCGGCCCCGGCGCGGAAGGGCGGCACGGUGUUGGUGCUGGGUCUGGACGGAGCCGGCAAGACGAGCCUGCUGGAGGCGCUGGCGAUGCAGCCCUAUGCCGGGAGCCCGGCCCCGCAGUCCAAGCCGGCGCCCACGCAGGGCACGCACACGGUGUGCGUGCACCACGCGGAGCAGCACAGCACCAAGUAUCUGGAGGUUGGGGGAAGCGAAGACCUGCGGCCCCACUGGCAGCGCUACUUACAGAACGUGGACGUGAUGCUGUUUGUGGUGGACUGUGCGGACCACGCGCGCCUCCCGCUCGCUCGAGAGGAGCUGCAGAAACUGAUGCAGGCGGCGUCCGGCCUGAACAUCCCUACCAUCGUCCUGGCCCACAAGCAGGACGUGGCGGGCGCGUGCGACGUCGCGGCUCUCUACACCGCGCUGGCCCUCGACUCGGACGAGCAGCGUCAGCGGGUGGGCAGCCUCUUCGUGCUGCCCACUCGCCUGCCUUCCCCCGACAUCGUGGACGUCUCCCUCCUCAUACAGUUCGUCUUGGAGGGAGACGUCAAGUCAACGAUUCCGAUGCAUAGCUCCAACCCGCUUCUGUAAACGAUAAAGCGGCUGGAUGCUUUCCAACGCCCGUCGCAGGUCUCCGGCACCGAUUAUAAUUGCCGCCGUUGCGGGUUGUGUAGUCCCCUGGCAAGCGCUGUCUUGUGCCUUAGCCGAGGUGACUGGGUUCCUGCGCCCUUGUGAUGGGUCUGGGGGUGAAACCCGCAGCUUUGGAAGGGGCUGAGCCCCCCCCCCCCCCCACACCCCCCACCUUGCUGAACUUUAGCUGAACAUCCGUUUAAGAUUUAACACCGACCUUGUCGUGCUCCCCCUGUGCUUUUGGGUGCCAUCCACACCCCCCCCCCCCCCCUUGUGAGAGUGCCGUGCUAGACGUGUGGGCGGCGUCGAGGUGACUACUCACGCAAGGCGUCGUGGCGUUGUGGCAUCGUGGCGUCGUGGCGUCGUGGCGUUGUGGCGUCGUGGCGUCGGGCCCGAGCGUUGAGGCUGCGACGGAAGCGUCGCCGGGCCUCCGUGCGGUGCAGUCGUUGAGGUGAAACGAGUCGGGAGACUGGCAGUGUCUCUCUUCAAGUUACAAUCACCGUGUUUGCCCGUUCGACGGUAUUGACUGUUCAUGCAAUACGCGCAGAGUCGCAUCAGGCUGAUGUCGCUAGAAGGCGCUAUUGCGCCGCUUCUGAAACUCGCGCUUUGGCAAGAAGUACUGUUUUCUCAUUCACAGAGCGUUGGACUUAUCAGACGGCUAAGGGCUUGCACCGACCAUGCAUAGCAACUGGUUGUUCUUGAGUUCAGUCUUAAAGCGAUAUAUUUUUUUAAACCCAGAUGUCUACAGCUUUGGUUCGAGUGCUUUAUUCGCAACCUGAAUACUUCAAGUUCAAACUCGGCUCAGAGUUCGCCUCGGCCCAUCAUCAGCCCAUCGUGGUCAAUAACGUGACGUCCUGCGCCAGGACACGAAUGGGCGUGGUAUCGUGGAGGUGACCGGCCAUGGGAAUGUGGAAUUUCCAGUGUUAGCUCGGCGGGCGCCAACAGAGGGAGCACUUGCACGUCGGAGCAGGGAGGCAGCGGCUUUUUGUUUGUUUCCAUGCGUACGCGUUUGGUUGAAGUGCACUGCAGGUUUCUAUUGUUCCGUGUGCGUUUUCCCAGAUGCAGACACGAUCACAGUCUGUGCGGGCGUUGGCCAAUCCACUCUGUAAUCCAUGCCACGCCAAUACAUGUGCCACAAAUGCAAUGAAUGUGUUAAGUUAUGGGUCGCUGUGCUGUGCUGUGUAUGCUUUCGGGUCACACUUACAGUUCGGAAUUGUUUCGGGUUGUUCGUUGCGGACUGUGUAAUGUUACUUUGAAGGGAGGGAGAUGGAGCUUUGAACCCAGUAUCUCGACAGCGCUCCGAGCUAUGACAACGAAUACACAGCGGUGCUCCUAUAGCUCCGUCGUGGCCCAAUCCAAACCCGCGGUGAAUGCAUCGGCAGUAGUGGCGUGUUUAUAAUUCUCUUCCUAAGGUCGGUUAAUAAACUGUUUUGUACAUGGACGGAGAGCACAUUACCUUGGCACCGAUGAAGAGUACAUUGCCGUGCCUUCUAGACCCUGCAGCAGCAACGUCUCACGGUGUUGAGUUUGUGUUUGUUAUGAUGAACAAUUGUACGCUCACAGUGGCCAAAUAAAAUAAAUGUUGACUUUCUAAAGAUUGUUUCCCUCUUUAACAACAAUGC
This is a messenger RNA of Lethenteron reissneri (Far Eastern brook lamprey), 5252 nucleotides long. RefSeq lists its product as uncharacterized. NCBI's taxonomy places the organism in Eukaryota, Metazoa, Chordata, Hyperoartia, Petromyzontiformes, Petromyzontidae. Gene Ontology annotation, molecular function: GTPase activity; GTP binding. The record is from RefSeq and is a predicted model, not a curated record.